This is a messenger RNA of Sarcophilus harrisii (Tasmanian devil), 2078 nucleotides long. It is a transcript of the gene ZP1, whose product is annotated as zona pellucida glycoprotein 1. The transcript has 12 exons. Gene Ontology annotation, cellular component: egg coat. Gene Ontology annotation, biological process: binding of sperm to zona pellucida; prevention of polyspermy. Gene Ontology annotation, molecular function: structural constituent of egg coat; acrosin binding. The record is from RefSeq and is a predicted model, not a curated record. The coding region runs from base 38 to 2056 and encodes 672 amino acids. Lineage: Eukaryota; Metazoa; Chordata; Mammalia; Dasyuromorphia; Dasyuridae.
GCGGCCCGGAGGCUCUCUUGCCAGUACAGGAGGCAGCAUGGGGCCUGUCGGAAGGCUUGGUCUGGGAGGUCUUUCGAUGAGUGGGAGAAAGUGUUCAGAGUUCCUGCUUCUGGCGACUCUGGGUCUCUUCCUGGGUCAGACACCUGGAGCCGGGGGCUUGCAGCACAGGCUCGAAUGUGGCUCCUACAGCAUGCAGUUGCUGGUCUUCCCAAGGCCGGGCCGAAUGAUCCGCUUCAAGGUGGUGGAUGAGUUUGGGACCCGCUUUGAAGUGACCAACUGCUCCAUCUGUCUCCACUGGAUCUCCUCCAAGCCCCAGGGUCCCGCCAUCUUCUCGGCAGGUUACCAUGGAUGCCACGUCACAAAGAAGGAUGAUCAGUACCACUUACGGGUAUUCGUGGAAGAGAUGCUGGGCGCUCACGUUGAUGAAACUCGCGUCGUGACCCUGAUCUGCCCCAGACCUGCGCCUCCCAACACCUUGGGGGCCCCCCUUCCUCAUCCCUCCCCCGCCAGCUUCCAUCUUCAUCCUCGCUUUCUCCUUCCCUCUACCCCUCACCCUAUCCACCCGGAGUGGAGACGUCCAUCCCUCCCACCUGUUGCUGAUGGCACCCGGCCGCCGGCCCGGAUCCAGCCCACCUGGCCGCCCACCUGGCCUCCAGCCUCCGGCCGCGGCUCUCCGGUGCACCAGAUCUUACCGCCGCAGCCAGGUCAGGACGGACUUCCCGCGAUCCCCCGCGACCCUCCGAGCCCGGAGCGAUGCCGCGUGGGCUCUGGCCGCCUCCCGUGUGCGGAAGGUGCGAGCCCCGAAGCCUGUCUCCGAGCUGGCUGCUGCUUUGACCACACAGAUGAGGAGAUCCCGUGUUUCUAUGGCAACACAGCCACUGUCCAGUGUUCUGAAGAUGGCUACUUCAUCCUGGUGCUCUCCCGGAAUAUAACCUCGGCAAAGCGGGUCAGUCUUGAGAGCGUCAGGCUAGCCUAUGCCUCGGAUGGCUGCGCCCCGACCCAGAGGACGCAGGACUUCGUGGUCUUCCGAUUUCUGGUCACCCAGUGUGGUACCUCCACGCAGCUGGUCAACAACCAACUCAUCUAUGAGAACCAACUGGUGUCGGACAUGGGCAUCCAGACGGGGCCAGAAGGUGCCAUCACGCGGGACAGCACCUACCUCCUCCACGCCCGCUGUAUCUACAAUGUCAGCAACUUCCUGCCUCUCCAGUUGGAAGUCUUCCUGCCGUCACCACCUGCCCCCGUGCUUGGGUCCGGUCCCUUGCAUCUUGAGCUCCGAAUCGCCAAGGAUGAGAAAUAUGGCUCCUACUAUCAUGUGGAAGACUUCCCCAUCUUCAGGACGCUCCAGGAACCCAUCCACGUAGAAGUGAGACUCCUCCAGAGGACGGACCCCCGCCUGGUGCUGGUUCUGCACCACUGCUGGGCCACCCCCAGCACCAACCCCUUCAAGGAACCUCAGUGGCCGCUUUUGCUCGAUGGAUGCCCAUUUUCUGGAGAUGGCUACAAGACCCAGUUGGUACCCGAGAAGAAUAUCUCAGAGUCCCCCUUCCCAACUCAUUAUCAGCGUUUCAUUGUAGCCACAUUUACUUUCGUGGACUCUGCUUCCCAGAGGGCUCUCGGUGGACCGGUUUAUUUCUUUUGUAGCGCCUCUGCCUGCUAUCCCUCUGAGACGGAGACCUGUAGGACCGUGUGUCGUCCAGGGGCUACAAAGCAGCGCCGUUUUAUAGAUGAGCAUGACGACGUGGAAGGCGCCCAGGACAUCGUAGGGUCUCCAGGACCGGUGGCAUUUGGGGAUCCUAGAGAACAGAGGAUCACCUUACAGAAUGAAGCUUCAUUCUCCGUGGAGGCCGACCCAAUGGGAAGAUCCAUCAUCUCCCGACCCAACGUCUCGGAACCCCAUCUUCCAGAAGGAUCCUCCUGGAACACUAUCAUGAGACCUUUGCUGUGGGUGACCCUCUGCCUAGUGGUGAUCACCAUUUUCCUGAUGGUGGCAGCUCUCCUUGGAAGGGGCCAGAAGUUCCAAGAACAGAACAGGGAAUGUGAACAAGGGCAAUAAAUUAGAAUUCUGAUGUUUUGCA